Gadus morhua (Atlantic cod) is the source of this 2687-nucleotide messenger RNA. RefSeq names its product phosphatidylinositol glycan anchor biosynthesis, class V (gene pigv). Gene Ontology annotation, molecular function: GPI mannosyltransferase activity; alpha-1,6-mannosyltransferase activity. Gene Ontology annotation, cellular component: endoplasmic reticulum membrane; mannosyltransferase complex. The record is from RefSeq and is a predicted model, not a curated record. The coding region runs from base 289 to 1809 and encodes 506 amino acids. The transcript has 3 exons. NCBI's taxonomy places the organism in Eukaryota, Metazoa, Chordata, Actinopteri, Gadiformes, Gadidae. Gene Ontology annotation, biological process: GPI anchor biosynthetic process.
ACAUUUCAAUUGAAACCUCUGCUGCUGCUGCAGAACGAGGACAUGAAAACAAUGAGAUCGUCGUGCGUCAAGAUGGGAAGUUAAAAUGUCAUUGAUGCUAAUAGUCUGUUUUGCUUUGUCCGAAAGUGUAAGACCAAAUAGCCAUGUUCUGAUUGACUCCAUGUUGUCUCGAAUUAAAAAGAUGAUGGGCUGAACAUUCAUCUUGCACCAUUCUGGCCCUUGUCUAUCAGCUGGUGCAAUGCAUUUUAUAACCAACCUUUGGCCAACAUUAUCUUGUUUGUUGUGACCAUGGAUGUCAGAGUAGUUCUACAUUUCGCCAUCGUUACAAGAGCUCUGUCUCUGUUGUUGCAGGCUCUGUUAAAUGCUGCCAUUCCCGAUCAUGAAGCCGAUGCCUUCAGACCCCCAAGAGUCGAGGAGCCUCUGUAUUUGGACUCUGCUGUGGAGUGGUGUUUUGGCGGACUUUCUCAUUGGGAUGCCGAGCAUUACCUCUUCAUUGCCGAGAGAGGUUACCUGUAUGAGCACAACUUCGCUUUCUUCCCCCUUCUCCCGGUGAUUCUGCGCGGCCUGGCGGAGACGCUGCUGUGGCCCCUCAGCGGUUGGCUGUCGGUGAGGGGAAGGCUGCUCCUAGCGGUUGCUGUGGGCAACAGUGCCCUCUUCCUUCUGAGCGCUGUAGCGUUGUAUGCAAUGAGCAGAGUCGUUCUGCAGGACAGGCGCCUGGCUCUCCUCUCCAGCCUGCUGUACUGCCUCACUCCCGCCAACGUCUUCAUGACCUCGGGCUACUCGGAGAGCUUGUUUGCCGCGCUGACCUUCGGCGGCCUCUUCCUCCUGGAGAAAGGCUUCACCUUCAGAGCCUGCCUCGCCCUGGGCAUCGCCACGGCGGCCCGGUCCAACGGCCUGGUGAACAUCGGGUUCCUGCUGUACCUGCCGUCGCUGAACGCGCUGUCCCAGAUCCGCGCGUACCGCACCACGACCACGGGCCGCGGCAAGGCGCUCCGCUACGCGUGGGUCGUGGCGCGCCUCCUGGUCACCUCGCUGCUGGGCACGGGCCUCAUCGCGCUGCCCUUCUGCGCGUUCCAGUACUACGGCUACCGGACGUUCUGCACGCCGUCCACCGCCCUGGAGCGCGUCCCGCCGGCGCUCGUCUCCCUGGCCAGGAGGAAGGGCUACCGGAUGCCCGACGAGAACGGACCGCCGCCGCUGUGGUGCAUGAGGCCGCUGCCGCUGCUCUACUCCCACAUCCAGGACGUGUACUGGGACGUGGGCUUCCUGCGCUACUUUGAGCUGAAGCAGAUCCCCAACUUCCUGCUCGCCCUGCCCAUGGCCAGCCUGGGCAUCAUGGCGGCGUACGCGUACUACCAGGCCAACCCGGACAUGUGCCUCCGACUGGGGCUCUGGGAGAGCGCCCGCCGGCGCCUGGACAAGCCCACGCCGGGGUUCUUCAACCCCAAGGUGUUUGUGUACGUGGUGCACUCCACGGCCCUUUUGAUAUUCGGGACGUUGUGUAUGCACGUUCAGGUUCUGACCAGAUUCCUGGCGUCGUCGACGCCCGUCCCCUUCUGGAUCAGCGCUCAUCUCCUCCUGCUCAACGAACCGCUGCUGCACCGGCGGAAGACGUCGGUGCCCAAUGUUCAGCUGCGGGCGCACGACACGUCGAGGAGCGGGGCCACAAACCCGCUCCACAACCCCGUCAGUGCGCUGCUCCCCCACUGGAGGAACUGCUCAGCCACCACCCAAUGCAUCCUGGGCUACUUCUUAUCUUACUGGGUGCUUGGCUUGGCGCUUCAUUGCAAUUUCUUGCCCUGGACUUAACACACUACCCGCCUAUUUACUCCUAAUGCAAUACUUUUCAGUGAGGGCUGGGGGGGGGGGGGUCUUAUUUUACAAUUUAUUGCUAUAAGUCUUUUUAUUUCUCAUAAUCAAAUGACAGUUUAAGCGUACAGUGUGGAGGAUUUAGUGGCAUCUAGCGUCAAGGUUGCAGAUUGCAUCAAGCUCAGUUCCCCCACCUCCCCUUUGCCCCAACUCUCCCUUUCCAAAGACGUAGCUCUGGCCUGUAAGGGGCCAGUGGCAGCAGUAGUAGGAUUAAGUAGUUGUUUUCCAAAAGGAUGUCAUCUUCUAUGACAGCAUUGAGUAGCAAACCUUCAAGUGAUGAGAUUCCUUGAUGGAUUUAUAAUUGGCAUGUAAAAGUAAGGUCACCGUCUAUAAGUAAUAUAGUGUUUAUGAUUUUUUUAAUUCUCUAUAGAGCCCAUAGUCCAUUCUAGAAACAUGUCGGUGCACUAGGAAAGCUCUGUGGAAGAGUACCCGCUCCCUUUGUAGAUAAAAGGCCUAUUCUAAGGUAACAGAACACAACUAUGUAUAUUUCCAUGGGAUUAUACACUUCAAACAUACUUAUGAUACUUUAUCCAUUUCUGCCAAGUCCGUUCCGCUAUGCCACUAAUUCUACAUCCUACACCUUAAAAAGUCAAAGCCAUAAAGUAAGGACUUAAUUGCAUGAUAUUUCAUUACCAAAUCUACAUAUAAAAUAAAUGGCAACCAAUUACUUCAAAUACAGUGACAGGAUUAUUAGUAAUUAUAUUUUUCUUUCGUUUCAAUUGUGAUUCAUCAUUGCAUUUCCACAGCUUUCUCAAAUGUCGCAGCUAGGAGGUUUCUGGAAAUAAAAACUUGCGUGCUCGCAAAAAAGUUACUUUAAA